UGAUUGCUGAUUAAAGAAUUGUGCAAAGGAGUUCCACACAGGCGUAUCAGAGAUUCAGACUUGUGCAAGGAAUCUCUACCACCUGGGAAUAGACGUUUUCCUUUUGUUAAGCACAGGGAAACCAAUAGAGUUUGGGGUCUUUGAAUGACAUCUGUGUUAACUGUUAAAAAAGGUGUGAGAAAUGUGUGAACCCAAUGAAAAUGUUUAAACACAUUCGCAAGAGAUGGGGAACAGAGAACUUCAAGCAGGUCGAGAAAAACUGUAACACAACGCUACCUGAGGUACAAAGAAAUAAGAAUAUUUUUAAUAGAAAUGAUCCAAAUUGAAUAGCCUAUAUAUAUGAGAACAAAUCUAGAGGUAUACGGAGUAGUGAAAGUACCAGCAAAAGCACAUCUAUCAGCAAAAUCACUGUGGACCAAUAGGAGCCGACAAUAGAGGGCAGUAUUACAUAACUCUCACGCUUUGCCAGCUCUAUAAAAGACGUCCCCUGCAUCCCAAAAGGACACACACAGCUUUCCCUCCAGGAGAACCACACAGACUGCACCAACCAGCUCAGCUGCUCAAACUCCAAAGAAAGAAGAACUAAACCAUCAAGAUGCCAACUAAAGUUGAGAUCACUCAAGGUACUGUUCGUUCUACACAUUUUAAGUUGAGAUCACUCAAGGUACUGUUCAUUCUACACAUUUUAAGUUGAGAUCACUCAAGAUACUGUUUGUUCUACACAUUAUAUGAGCAGAGUACAUACUUUAGGAAUACACACAAGGAAUUACAUGUAUGCUACGGUUGAGCUGAUAUAUUUGUUAGCUAUAAUCUACCUGCUGCCUACAGUAUGUGACUCAAAAAGUCUAACUGCUGUCACUUUAUAGGUACACAACGUAUAUACGGUGGAAGGGACUGCAGUCAUUUACACAUGGGACAGUAAAGUUUAUUACUACCAACACAGAGUUUAGUUUUAUAUACUGUUGAUGUAGCUUUAAUCUUUUUAAUCUAAAAUAUGCCAGGUCUAUGUCUAUGGCCUCAUGGUUACAGUCUGACAGUUUAUUUGGAGGUAAAUUAUCGUAAAAUAAGAAUGUGCUGUAGGUGUAGUUUUGUACACUUUUGUACAAGCUUGCAAUCUUCUUUUCUUUGUUUUCAUUUGCACUUCACAGCCCCUAAGGUGCACAAGUGCAAAAAUCAACAUUACACAGAUGUGCAUGGCUUGCCAUGUAUUGAAAAGAUUGUGUGUUCAGUCGAUGAGACGCCAGAGCCUAUGCAAACAGUCAUCCAUGGGACCAUUCCAACCUGGAUCAAGGGCAACUUCCUUAGGAAUGGCCCAGGAAAGUUUGAAAUCGGGAACAACAACUUCAACCAUUGGUUUGAUGGCAUGGCUCUGCUGCACCAGUUUAAGAUUGAGAAUGGUCAGGUGACGUACAAGAGUCGCUUUCUCACCAGCGACUGCUACAAGGCCAACACAGAGAACGACCGCAUCGUCGUUUCCGAGUUUGGCACGGUGGCCAUGCCGGAUCCCUGCAAAAACUUCUUCCAGCGUUUUCUGUCACGCUUCGAUAUGCCAAAGCCCACUGACAAUGCAAGUGUGAGUUUUGUCCAGUAUAAGGGAGAUUACUAUGUCAGCACUGAGACUAACUUCAUGCACAAAGUGAAUCCAGAAACCCUCCAGGCCACUGAGAAGGUGGACUGGAGCAAGUUCAUUGCUGUCAAUGGAGCCACAGCACAUCCACAUAUGGAUCCUGAUGGGACUACGUACAACAUGGGGAACUCCUACACCGCUAAAGGGGCAUUUUACAACAUUAUCUGCGUGCCUCCUGAGAAAUCUACUCCAUCAGAUACUCUAGAGGGCGCCAGAGUCAUUUGUUCCAUCCCAUCGGUGGAUAAGACCAAACCCUCAUACUACCACAGCUUUGCGAUGACUGAGAACUACGUAGUGUUUAUCGAGCAGCCCAUUAAAAUGGAUUUGCUGAAGAUCAUCACGGGUAAUCUGAGAGGAAAGGGCAUCAGUGAGGGAGUCUACUGGGAUCCUAAACAUGACACCAUCUUCCAUUUGAUCAACAAGCACACUGGAAAGCUGAGCCAAGUCAAGUACCACACCAAGGCUCUGUCCACCUUCCAUCAGAUCAAUGCCUUUGAGGAGAAUGGAUUCUUGGUGAUGGACAUGUGCUGCUCGGAUGACGGCAAGGCCAUCAACAACUACAUGGUUCAGAACCUGCGCAAGUCAGGAGAAGCUCUGGAUGAGGUGUACAACACAAUGUGCAGAGUAUUCCCCAGGCGCUUUGUUCUGCCUCUGAGUGUGAACGAGACACCUUGUGGAGAAAACCUGAACAGAAGACCAGACAGCCCAGCUACAGCUAUCAAGACAGCCAAAAAUCGGGUUGACUGUACACAUGAAGAUCUUCAUGGGGAUGAUCUGCAUAAAUAUGGUGGACUAGAAUUCCCACAGAUCAACUACGCAAAGUGCAACACUCGUCCUUACCGCUACUACUACGGCUGUGGCUUCCGACACCUAGUUGGAGAUUCCCUCAUCAAGAUGGACCUGGAAGGGAAGAAAAUGAAAGUGUGGCAGCAGGCUGGCUUCUACCCUUCUGAACCUGUGUUUGUACCAACACCUGAUGCAACAGAGGAAGACGAUGGAGUCAUUUUGUCAGUGGUCAUCACUCCAAAUGAGGACAAGGGCACGUUCCUGCUUGCCUUGGAUGCCAAGUCAUUUGAAGAGCUGGGCAGAGCAGAGGUGCCUGUGAACAUCCCCUAUGGCUUCCAUGGCACUUUCAACGCUACCAACUAAAAAAAAAACAGACUGAAAAACGAUUGCAGCCCACACACAAAUGACAAGCUUUGUGACAAAAUUUGAGACAGCAAGCAAACGAGAGCAGAUUAAAAAGAACAGAAUGAGUCUCAUUGAAAAUACAAUCCAUUCUUUAUAUUCAUGGAUGAUUUGAGUGGUUUGAGUGAUUGAUUGGUGUUUGAGUGAAGGAAUGUGGAAGGAGAGUUACAGAAGAGUAAUGUAUUGGUUGGCCACAUAGUCCUAAUGUUUUAGUUUGUUUUCAUUUAAAUAUUGUAUAUUUCUGUAUCAUAAACAUUUUAUUUUGUACAGUAUUAUAAAUAAUGAAAUGUUACAGUAUGGUGUAUAUUUUUGUCGAGUUUAGUUUUUAUUUACAGAAAUAUUAGAAUAAAUAACACAAUUUCACUUGUCCAUGAGAUCUCUAUUUAAGUCAUAGAACUAUUAUUCAAGA
This is a messenger RNA of Alosa alosa (allis shad), 3224 nucleotides long. RefSeq names its product beta-carotene oxygenase 2b (gene bco2b). The record is from RefSeq and is a predicted model, not a curated record. Gene Ontology annotation, cellular component: mitochondrion. Gene Ontology annotation, biological process: carotene catabolic process; retinal metabolic process. NCBI's taxonomy places the organism in Eukaryota, Metazoa, Chordata, Actinopteri, Clupeiformes, Clupeidae. Gene Ontology annotation, molecular function: beta-carotene 15,15'-dioxygenase activity; carotenoid dioxygenase activity. Bases 995 to 2776 code for a protein of 593 amino acids. The transcript is spliced from 11 exons.